CUAUUCAUCGGAUAUUGUUAAAAAUUCAAAAGAGGCUUCUAAUAUUGAAUUAUUUUUUUCUACUCUUUUAAACAACAAAGGUAUUAAGUCUAAGUUUGGGCCUCUAGCAUUAGAUAGUAAUUUUUCUUCAAGGUAUAUAAAAGUUGAAGAUGUUAUUUCUGAUAUUGAUAAUAUUGAUAAUCACAUUUCUAAUUUUGAUGAAAUUAUUGAUGUAGAUAAUGUAGUUCAAGAAAAUGAAAUUAAAGGUGAUAUUAAAAAAGAAAGAGAUAAAAGAAGCAUGCAUGGUAAUAAGAAAGUUAUUGAUACAGAUGAAGAUAUUCAAAGUGAUGAGAUUAAAGGUGCUGCUAAAAAAGAAAGAGGUAAAAGAAGCAUGCAUGAUAGUAAGAAAGGAAGUGGAUAUGCUAGCAGAUCUUUGUAA
Messenger RNA from Dentiscutata heterogama, 418 nucleotides. Lineage: Eukaryota; Fungi; Glomeromycota; Glomeromycetes; Diversisporales; Gigasporaceae. The record is from the annotation of a GenBank genome assembly.